AUGUCGAACAAAAGCCACGGUUCGAACGACGAUUUUAAGCUCAUAACCUACAAACGUGAGAAAAAAUCAACAAAAUCGCCAAUUCAGACGAACAAAGCUUGUGCGGAUACGAAUUUGCCACCCAGGGAUGCAAUUGUAAGACGAAUUGAAGACGCAAAAUUAGAAGUAAAGUCGUCAGACUUGUUGGCUUCGGCGCUUGCAUCACUACGAGAAGGUACAGAAAUUUUAUCGCAGUCUGUAGUAACUGAAAUUAUUUGUUUCGGUUUGGGGAGAGUGGGUGAGUCUAUGAUUUCGAGGUUCCAAUUUGCUUUCUUACUGUGUUUAAAGGAUUUUUAUAACGUUGGGGUUAAAGUGUACGACCCUGUGUUUACAGAGGUCGAUUGUUGGUUGCUAGAGCAGUUCGGUUGUUUUGUUAUUAAGGAAAAUUUUGGGGCUAAAUUUAGAGUCACGGAUAAGUGUACACGGAUUUUUUACUUGCCGCAUUGUCCAAGACAGUUGACUAAUAAUCUCCUGUGGGCAAAUUGGGGCUUAAAUUUACACUACUGUGUCAUAGUGGCCAACAGUUUCAACACAAUCGUAGACAUCACCCCUAAUCGCGAUUUAAAUAAGUCGGCCGAAUACAUAGUAAAAAUCGUUCCACAUAUGGUAGAGCUCGCCCUCAUAAACUCGUUCCGGUUGUACGAAAUUUUCAAUGAUACCGCCAUCCACGUUUUCCCAUGGACUAAACUCAAAUUGUUGUCGGACGAUUUUUGGUCGUUGCAUCCCGAGCCAAAGUACUCAAAGGAUGACGUUGAACUUAUCACUAACGAAGUUGAUUUGAUAACAGACGCAUGAUUUUCACUUAUUU
Messenger RNA from Zophobas morio, 847 nucleotides. RefSeq names its product SRR1-like protein. The record is from RefSeq and is a predicted model, not a curated record. The transcript has 2 exons. Gene Ontology annotation, cellular component: cytoplasm; nucleus. Bases 1 to 834 code for a protein of 277 amino acids. NCBI's taxonomy places the organism in Eukaryota, Metazoa, Arthropoda, Insecta, Coleoptera, Tenebrionidae. Gene Ontology annotation, biological process: microtubule-based process.